AUGCAAGAGGCCAGGGAGCUGGCUAACGACCCGUGUACGGACUACUCUGCGGCGCCACUGGAGGAGUGGCAUUGCACGCUGCGCGGUCCGGCUGGGACAGAGUUCGAGGGCGGGGUCUACCACUUCCGCAUCCUCCUGCCUGCGGAGUACCCCUUCCGCCCGCCGUCGAUCAUGAUGCUCACGCCCAACGGGCGGUUGAUUGUUAUCACAGCCAUUGUUGGUCUACAAGGCUUCUUCCCGCUCAAAGGCACCUCAGCGGUCGGCGUUGGAGCACUCGAGUACCCAGUCGCGGAGCGCAAGCGUCUAGCGGCUCUUUCUCGAGAGUGGGUAUGCCCUAACUGCAACUGCUCGAACCUGGCGCUGUUACCAGACCCUUCGUCCGACGCCGGCCGUGCUGGACCGUCCGUCACAGAAGCGCCAGCGGCGUCGCCCGUCCCACCCACGCCCGCCACGCCUGCUGUAAUCACAGACGUCAAGCAGAAGGCAUCUGCCGACGAGCCGCCGCCCGCGCGACCCGCCCCCAUCGAUCCUUACCACCCCAUCGACACCCCUCCUACCCCUCGGUCCGUCUCGCCGCACCCUGGCGGCGGCGCUUCAUCAGCACAACCGCAGCAGGCUAGCGGGCCCAAGCGCGACGGCGUUGCCCAGAGCUCCUCCACUCGCCCGCCUGUCUUAUUGGACACCGCCAUCUGCGUCUUACUCGUUCUCCUCUUUGCGCUGAUCGCGAAGAGGGUCUUCUGAGCAUCGAGCAUCGCUCCUUAAUAUUUCGCCACUCGUCAUCUCCUCGCCGCUAUGGGACAGUCAGUAUUAGCAUUGUGGGGCCCAGCUAUCCUGGGACGCCUCUGUAUAACAUCUCUAGUGUAUCAUAUCGGGAUAUAUAUGGAUCUUGUCGUUCGCAUUUCACCUUGGAAUUUAGUAUCCUCGUGGAGUCGGCAUCGUACGUUGAGUGGUCACCGUGCUGACUUGACGCGCGCGUACUCACACAUCAAGUGACAAUCCACCAUAAUAACAACACCAUCUUUAACAAGAACACAAGUCGCAUUCGACCCGUAUACACUACGGAAACAGAAGGAGCAAAAGGAACAGCACACCGAGCGUCGGAAUGAAAGGCUACCGUUUCUUCGCAUCUCUGAGGCUCAGAACAAUGAGGUCCUCAUCCUCAAUGUUGUGGCUCGCGAUAGUGUUCUGGUUGGGCAACAUCCGCCCAGCGUAAG
This is a messenger RNA of Fomitopsis serialis, 1214 nucleotides long. RefSeq lists its product as uncharacterized. Lineage: Eukaryota; Fungi; Basidiomycota; Agaricomycetes; Polyporales; Fomitopsidaceae. The transcript has 5 exons. The record is from RefSeq and is a predicted model, not a curated record. Bases 1 to 741 code for a protein of 246 amino acids.